Molecule: messenger RNA, 1847 nt
Organism: Saccostrea cuccullata (small rock oyster)
Lineage: Eukaryota; Metazoa; Mollusca; Bivalvia; Ostreida; Ostreidae
Product: nucleomorphin-like
Exons: 5
Coding region: 159-1829 (556 amino acids)
Source: RefSeq, a predicted model, not a curated record
CAAAAUAAAGCACUGGAAAGAAAAAUCAUAAACAAGUUUAUGUAGCUUGAUGUGUUCUUGUAGCGGAUUUAUGUAAUAUAUGUCUGUUCACCUGUUGUAUAUUUUCUCAUUACCUGUGAUCUGGACAAUAUUUUAAGUAUCCUGGCCUGCGCUUGAAUAUGACUGAUGUUAGAUUUGAGGGACUACUUCAGAAACCGGGGAGAAUACCGGGACGGAAAACAAAGGUCUGGGGCGUUUUGGAUGGAAAAGAACUAUUUUUCUACAGGGAAAAUAAGAGGUCAUCUUGCAUCGGUUCGCUGGAUUUGUCACUCGUGAGGAAAAUAGAGAAAGUGGUUCCCACAGGUAGCGAAUUUCUCAUCGACUAUGAUGGCCGAUAUGCCCUUUAUACUGCUGAGAACAGUGUGAAGUGUGAUGAAUGGAUAACAUACAUUACACAAGUUAUCCAGUCCUCAAGCAAAAGUAACCUACCUCCUAUUGCUGGCCAAGCCAAUGCAACAGAAACUUUCAAGGACAAAAAGACAGACGACACUACAGCAUCAAUCAAAUCCAGAACUGAGACCCUGCAACCUUCUGAAAACAACUCUGGAAGGCAAAUAACAGUUAACAAACCAUUCCCUGUUCAGAGAGAAGUUCAAAACAAACCUAGAGUGAGUGAUAAACCACAAAAACGACCAUUUUCUUACAAAAAGGAAGACAUUGACAGAUCUUCUGACAAACUGGUAAAUGUUAAGUGUGUAGAGACAGUUCAGAAAAAUGUACCUGCAAAGGAUGUCAAUUUCACAAAGCUAAAUUCUCCUUUGAAGGAAGCAGGCAAAGAAAGUGUGGAUCAAACCCCAAAGAAUUGUGUAACGAAAGUUUGCAAAGAAAAUGUCGCAAAGGAAGUCUUUCGUUCAAAUUUAAAUGUUAAAACUGAAGCAAAGUGUGAUAGUAGGAAGCCUGAAAUAGCAAAGUCCCUGAAGAAUUCUAUAACGGAAAACAUUAACACAAGGAAAACCGAUAUAAAACCGAAUUUAGGAAAUAGAACAAGUUCUUCCCUUCCCCAAACUGAAGAAGAAGAUACUAAUAAUAGGCCAGAUUCUGGGUAUGAAACAUUAGCCGGCAGUGACAAUAGAAAGAGUGUUAUCACAGAAGGGUAUGGAGAAGUCGAUAUUUCUUCAGUGGUUCUGAGAAAAAGCAGAAGAUCAAUACUAAGCAGCACCAUGAACAAUCCAGAAUUGGAGCUUCCAAAUAUGGAGUCAGGGUCAAUUUUAAGGGGACCAAAAGAAACAAAUUGCAAGGUUUCAGACAAAGAUUCUUCUUGUGCAAAUACUCUUGAAGAAAAGUGUAUGAAAAAAGAAAAGUCUCUGCUCAGCAAUGGUGAUAUUCACAAAGACAAAACUUCAGAGUUGGAUGAUGUUUAUGAAAAUGUAAAUACUGCAAGGGUUGAGAUAAAAGAAGAGAACAAUUCUGAGGAAACUGAAGAAGAAGAAGAAGAAGGAGAUUAUGUUGUACCUAGGCGUAGGAAUAUUGUUAGCAAAAGAAGCACAAUGGUUGAUGUUCAUGUCCCUCAAGUUGUCAUUGAAGCUGAUGAAGACGAUGAAAAUGAUGACUAUACACAACCAUCAUCAGAAGGUGGUUUGUUAACAGAGGAACAAGAAGACUUGUUAAUAAAUCUAACAUUUGAACCAAUUGAAGACCUUCCCUUUAAAUCGAACAAUUUACAACAUGAUAAGUUAGAUUUCUCAGAGAUCCAAGGUUUUGUAAAAGGUAGCAAAUUUCAAAGCAGGAGUUUGGUUUCUUCAGGCAAAAACCCAGUAGAGAGUUUACGCCAACUCCUUGACAAAUUGUAGGCUUUCAACCCUGAAUUC